Tachysurus vachellii is the source of this 3504-nucleotide messenger RNA. It is a transcript of the gene pabir2, whose product is annotated as PABIR family member 2. The transcript is spliced from 10 exons. The record is from RefSeq and is a predicted model, not a curated record. NCBI's taxonomy places the organism in Eukaryota, Metazoa, Chordata, Actinopteri, Siluriformes, Bagridae. Bases 836 to 1669 code for a protein of 277 amino acids. Gene Ontology annotation, molecular function: protein serine/threonine phosphatase inhibitor activity.
GAAAUGUUUGAUUGGCUGUUGGACCUGUCGGUCACCCGGUAAAAACAGGAGGGGGCGGAACAGCAGUUGAGUCUCGAUGUCCACAGCGGCGUUUUAAAUGAUAGCCACAGCUUUAAAAUGAUUGACGCGUUAUUUGUUUGGUCAAACAGGUGUUUAUAAAAGUGCACAGAUAGAGGAGGAUAAAAAUAAGUUGUUUGUUUGCUCAGUAAUACAUCAAUUGGCGGGUUAGCAUUGUAUGCUAACGCAUCAGCGGUAAUAUCACUGGUAGGCUAAUUAGCCAAGAAGCUAGUCUCGGCUAACUGGACGUUAUAGUGGUUUACUAGAAGUAGUACCUUUUCAGAAUAACAUUAGCGCUUGUAUUUACACACAAGACGUGUCGGCUUUUCCGUCGUGGAUGUUUUGUUACGCGUCUUUUACUUAAAGACUGCAGGUUGCUGUAGUUUGACGAAGGAGCAUGAAGCUAAGCUAACUAGCAGGUUAGCUGUGACCUGUUUACUGGAGUUUGGCGAGGUCUCGUGUUCGUACAGGUAUUAAACUCGUGUUAAACAAAACAUUAGAGAUGGACAGAAGUGUUAAUCCACGGGCUCGUAAUCUCGGGUUAAACCGCUCAUGCAUGUAGCUGGUAGCUGCUUUUGGUUGUUAGACGUCGUCCUUAAACGUGCAGGAAUCGUUAGCCUUCGCUAACCGCCUGAAAACUGCAAAGAUGCACGAAUAAAAGCAUCAGAUCAACUCGCUUUGGCUGCUUUAAAACGUUCAACGAUGUAGCUUUAUAGUAGAUAAGCUACGCGGUACUGGACGGAUUCGGACAUUGAUUAGCACCGUGAAGAACCGAGCAAUGAUGGCGCAGGAGAAGAUGGAGCUGGACUUGGACAUAACGUCCGCUCUGCUUCAGGGAGACGGACACUUGAGGAGAUCCAACAGCGAGCCCAUGAUAAACGGAUUAAGUGACAACUCUCAGGUUUUCCAAAGAGAAAUACUACGCAGCAGACGAAACAGCACAACUCUUGUUAAUCGACCAAACAUGGUUCCAUCUUCCCCGGUUCGCAUCCCGAGCACCAGGCUUGAAAGAAUCAAACAGGAGGAGGGAGUUGAUGUGAUGAACAGGGAAACAGCUCAUGAACGGGAGGUGCAGGCAGCCAUGCAAAUGAGCCAGUCAUGGGAGGAAAGUCUUAGUCUGAGUGACAAUGACUUUGAGAAAUCCUCAUCAUCGUCCCCGAAGCGCAUUGAUUUUGUGCCUGUGUCUCCAGCUCCAUCCCCCACCAGAGGAAUUGGGAAGAAGCAGUGCUUCUCUCCAUCUCUACAAAUCUUGGUGAGCAGUAAUGGUCUAACUCCCAGUCCUGUUCCCAGUCCAACACGUCGUUUCAGCAGGAGGAGUCAGAGCCCAAUUAACUGCAUCAGACCCAGCAUUUUGGGCCCAAUCAAACGGAAAGUUUCAGGUGAGAUGGAAGCAGAAAGCCAGCCAAAGAGACUUUUCCAGGGUACCACCACCAUGUUGUCCUCGGAGACGGCCCAUCUGCCUGAACUCAGCACAUGUUUAUCCCCUGACCUGCUUGAUGGAAGCCUCAGCAGUGUUGGCUCCUCUUCAGGUUCUCCAGCUAAGAUGGAAGGGGUCUCGCCCUCUUCGAGCAACUCUCCCUUCACCCCUCUUCAGGAUCUGUCACCCAAGUGAUCGACAUAUUGUAUUAUAUUGCAAGAAAGGUCACAUGAAUGAGCCUCUGGAGUUUCUUGUGCUUCUAUUCCAUGCCUUCCCACUAGUGCUUUUUGUUGUCUUUCAUUUUUUGGUGACAAUUUGCUUUUUCAACGAGACAGUGUGGGGAAGCUCUGUAAUAAAAGAAGCCAAAGCCCUACAGGUAAUUUGUAUGGACUCUACCAUUGGGGAAAGCUGCAGGGGUAAAGACUGUGAAUGCUGUUUGCACCAGCUGCUAUAUAAAGGUGUAAUAUUUGGGGUAAAGCUCCAUAAUGAAACGAACAGCAUUUCAGAACCCUGCAGUUUCUGUAUGAAUUUUUCUUUUAAUUCUAUGAAAUGAUGGGAUUUCUAAUAUAAAAGCGAGGAGUUCCUUCUUGUAACAGUACCAUUAGGUUGCCUUUGGCCUGGCCUAUUACUAUAGAUCUUUAAUUUACACAAGCAGAUUGCCAACAGGUAUUGUGUGAAAGAAUGUAACUUAUUUUUGGUUCUGGCUUUGUUUUUUUUGUAAGUAUGUACAUACAUUGAUGGCUAUUAGCUUGUCAUUUGAAUUUGAGUUAAACUAAAUUUGUGCACAGUGCUUGAGCAGUUAACUGACAAUUUGAGCACAAUGGCACUUGCAUACAUUUACAACUGAGUUUGUAUCUGCCUUUGGCUGAGAGUAUGUGGAUCACCCUUUCAUUAUUCAUGUAGCUGGAAGGAGAGGGCAACACUGUUGAUGAGUGCCUAUUUAUCACUCUUGGUGCUUCAUUAAGUUGUUCUAAUGGAGUUAACGGUUGCCAUCAGUUAUUUGAGAAUUGGUGCAAAUGUUGGUAUAAUGCAAUAUUAAUGGGGACGUGUACCACUAAAUCCAGGAUAUGUACACUACAGCACAUUCAACAGUCUGAGUUGCCAUUUAUCUUAAAGUUUACCACCCUACAUGGUUUAGCCCUGCCAGCUUUAGAGAAGUGAACUGCCUUAUUGCAGUGUCUCUUACAGGCCUUUUAUACAGAGUUGCUUCACCCUUAUUUACUUGUCUUUGAAAUAUCACUGUGUGACAAUACCAACCUUAAACAAAUGAGUUAUUUAUGUAUAAUGCAUUGUUUUGCAUGGGGUGAACUACUGCAGGUCACUGUCAGAAAAUGUAGAUAAAUAGAAGAAUAGAGGCUGCUGAUGGAGACAUUUGAACAUGCAAUAGAAAAGAUUCAUGUCUGGAGGACAGUCAUCUACUGAUUCAUGAAAGUAGUGUGCCAUUAAAGGUCUGUAAAUAAGAAAUGUGUAAAUUUGUACUUGUGUAAGUUGUUCAUUUGAGCUUUUGUUAUUUUAGUAAAUAGUAUUUUUUUGUAAAUGGUUUUAUGAAUUUGUUUAACAAAAAAGGAAAAAGAAAUGGCUUUAUUUCCUUAGAGCAUGAUGCAUCAUAACUGAUUUGUUCUUAUUUGCAAGCAGGAAAAUGAUUGUAGAUUCUGUUUUUCAUGGAAGUGAAAUUAACUGUGUGGUUUAUUGCCCCAUAUUAGAAAUAUGGCUAAAGCAAAACUGCACUCUACAUUCUUUCUCUGAAUGUCUUUCUUUGCAAGAGGGGAAAAAAGCAGUAAGUGGGUCAUGUAGGUCCCUUUACUGUGCUGUAUUGAUGAUUGAUGUGUUUGUGGUUUGAUUUACCAGUUUUUUUGUUUUGUUUUUUUGUCCUGUGGACUUGUCUGAUCUUUUAUUUAAAUUACUGUCCUCUUUCAAGAGCGUACACCAUAAGCUUGUGUGUUUAAUGAGCUCUGAAUGGACAAAAAGAGAUUUUUUGUCCCCUUUAUCCAGUGAUCUUCAGAUUACAAAAUAAAUUAUUUGUCUUGUAA